AUGUUGGGCAAUCAGCAGCUCGCCGGGUUGGUUGAUUUGAGCCCGAAAAGGAGAGUACAACCUGCCAAAGAGAGCGACUACAAUACAGUAGACGACCAAAAGGAAUACGAGGACGUUGACUACUACUACGGUCGCGGCCAAAGUCACCAGAGCGCAAAAAGCACCCGACAAAUGGUGAAUUCCCCAAGUACACCAUGCCCUCCCGCUCCACCAUUAAUGCUUGGCACUUUGCCAAGAGGUGUCCCAGCCACACAUUUAGCAAUACAUACAGCUAAAUCAAAAAAGAGCAAUAGUUGUGGUCGUUGGCGAGUAAUGUGUGGAAUCCUGGCGGUUUCCGCUAUAUUACUACUACUCCUCAUCACAAUCAUCACUUUCCUCAUCCUUGGCAUCCGUUCCCAGGAUUUUAGCGGAACCAAAAAUGAACGGAGGACGGAAUUUGAGCUCCACCCCACCAAAAUUCAAAAACGCCGCGAACCCGACGCCGACAUUUCCGGGAACCACCUUUUGACGCUGUUGCUGACGAAGCGACAUGUUUGCCUUUUUGAGGCAUCAACUGAUGACGUAGAAUCGAGCGUGGCAAGCUAUACCACCGAACACAUCGAGACUGCCCAAUUGUUAUAUUACGGCAAUCUUUCGCACGCUGGGGUACCGGUGCAUCCGCUUCAAUUUCAGAGGGUGGCUCGUGGCCUGGGGAUCGACGAGGAUUGCCAUGUGAUCAUCUACGAUAGAAGCUAUACAAUUUGGGCGACAUAUGCGAUGUGGAUUUUUAAGCUCUAUGGCCAUCAACGGGUCUCGAUUCUGACUGGUGGAUUUGAGGGCUGGAAAUCGUUGCAGGCCCAGUCCGCUCAAUAUCGCACCGAAGCCGGCCCACCAUCACCAACUCCAAAAAUUGGCGACAUCAUCGGCUCUUGGAAUAGUUCUGUAUUAAUCACCUACGAUGAUGUGUUGGCAAAUAUGGAAAGCGAGAAAUACGAGCUGGUGGACGCGCAGACGAGCGAUGAGUACACCGGAAAGGCGAGCGGGGCUCUUUUUGGCCAUAUUCGAGGAGCCAUCUCAAUGCCAAUAGAAACAAUUUUUGACUGGAAUCAGAGCAGGUGGUUAUCGUCGCAGAGUUUGGUGGAUAUAUUUCGGAUUAAUGGACUGAGCAAGCAUAAGCCGAUCAUCGUCUAUUGCUCAACAUCCGUCCGGGCCUCAAUGGUAUGGUGGGCGCUGAGCAAGGAAGGAUUUGACGCUCGGCUCUAUUUUGGUGGAUGGCCUGAGUGGCUGGUUAGAGCACCUGAUCACCUGAAAGUACUUCCAAAA
Messenger RNA from Mesorhabditis spiculigera, 1302 nucleotides. NCBI's taxonomy places the organism in Eukaryota, Metazoa, Nematoda, Chromadorea, Rhabditida, Rhabditidae. The record is from the annotation of a GenBank genome assembly.